GUUUUAUAGACCAAGUUGUUGGACAAGCAAUCGAAUUGGGAGCUAUGUUAUGUCUUGAUUAUGCUUACGAGUUCUUUUAUGUUACCUAUAUUUUCACCUAUGUGAAUACGGCCGUUGUGUUGACUCAUCAUCCUCAACAUGAAUGUGGAAAAAAUUAAGGAAAAUUAGAAAAUGAAAACUGCUUGAGGCUGAAAAUAAGGCAAUGUGAAAAACACUGUACAAGAUAUGACUCAACACAGUGAGCUUACGCCUAUAUAUAGAGGACCAAGUGUUCUUCUUCUCUAACACACACACACUGACACACACACUCCUUAAGAUCAUCUCUCUCGUGUAGUGUAUUUUGUCAAUAAAAGUUGAACAGAUGGAGCAUAAGAAUAUUGGUGCAGAAGUACUUCAAGAUACGUACGAUGAUCAACAGAAAUGGGUUCUUGAUUCUUCUCUUGAUAGCAGAGGACGUGUUCCUCUUCGGGCUCGAACUGGCGCUUGGAGAGCUGCACUCUUCAUCAUCGGUACAUAGCCCUUAUUGAGAUUGUAUAUACUUUAUACCAUAGAAUUAUAACACUGAAAGAAGUGUACUAUAAUAUCCCAAAAUAUUAAAUCUUUGUGAAGUCUUUUGUUUCGUCUUCUCUGCACAGCGAUCGAGUUCAGCGAGAGAUUGAGUUACUUCGGGUUAGCUACAAACUUGGUCGUCUACCUAACAACAAUUCUAAACCAAGAUCUCAAGAUGGCUAUAAGAAAUGUGAACUACUGGUCAGGUGUCACUACUUUGAUGCCUCUUCUUGGAGGCUUUAUAGCCGAUGCAUAUCUAGGCCGUUAUGCUACUGUCUUGGUUGCAACCACCAUUUAUCUUAUGGGUUUGGUCCUUUUAACAAUGUCCUGGUUCAUACCAGGCUUAAAACCUUGUCACCAAGAAGUGUGCGUUGAACCUAGAAAAGCACACGAAGUAGCCUUCUUCAUUGCCAUUUACUUGAUCUCCAUAGGGACUGGAGGUCAUAAGCCUUCCCUUGAAAGCUUUGGUGCUGACCAAUUCGACGAUGACCAUGUUGAAGAAAGAAAGAUGAAAAUGUCUUUCUUUAACUGGUGGAACGUUAGUCUAUGUGCUGGUAUUCUAACGGCCGUGACUGCUGUUGCCUAUAUCGAAGACCGGGUUGGUUGGGGCGUUGCUGGCAUCAUACUAACUGUAGUCAUGGCUAUAUCACUCAUCAUCUUCUUCAUUGGAAAACCAUUCUAUCGUUACCGGACACCUUCUGGUAGCCCUUUGACACCAAUCUUGCAAGUCUUUGUUGCCGCCAUUGCCAAAAGAAAUCUACCUUAUCCUUCUGAUCCUUCUCUGCUUCAUGAAGUGUCCAAGACAGAGUUUACUAGUGGCCGGCUUCUCUGUCACACAGAGCAUCUUAAAUUUCUUGACAAGGCAGCAAUUAUCGAAGACAAAAAUCCUCUGGCCCUCGAGAAACAGAGUCCAUGGAGACUUCUAACGUUGACAAAAGUCGAGGAAACGAAGCUGAUCAUCAACGUGAUUCCAAUAUGGUUCUCCACGUUGGCCUUUGGCAUAUGUGCAACACAAGCUUCGACGUUUUUCAUCAAACAAGCAAUAACCAUGGACAGACACAUCGGUGGCUUCACAGUUCCUCCAGCUUCCAUGUUUACACUUACCGCCCUCACAUUGAUCAUCUCACUCACUGUCUAUGAGAAACUCCUCGUUCCCUUGCUAAGAAGCAUCACACGGAAUCAAAGAGGCAUCAACAUUCUCCAAAGAAUCGGGACCGGUAUGAUUUUCUCCCUCAUCACCAUGAUCAUUGCAGCUCUAGUUGAGAAACAACGAUUGGACCGUACCAACAACAACAAACCCAUGAGUGUGAUAUGGCUAGCUCCUCAGUUCAUGGUCAUUGGCUUUGCGGACGCUUUCACACUAGUUGGACUCCAAGAGUACUUUUACCACCAAGUCCCUGACUCCAUGAGAAGCUUAGGUAUAGCGUUUUACCUAAGCGUGAUAGGUGCGGCUAGCUUCCUUAACAAUCUCCUGAUCACAGCCGUUGAUACUCUCGCGGAGAAUUUCUCGGGGAAGAGUUGGUUCGGAAAGGACCUAAACAGCAGCCGCUUGGACCGGUUCUACUGGUUUCUUGCUGGUGUUAUCGCUGCCAAUAUAUGUGUCUUUGUGAUUGUGGCAAAGAGAUGUCCUUACAAAAGUGUGCAGCCAAGCCAAGGGCUCUCCUGAUUCGUCCAUAUCCGUCGACGUCUAAAUAAACAAGACAUGCAAUGCUAAGUAUAUGUCGUUAAGUCUAACAUUAAAAAUCAUUAGUAAUCAAUGUUGGUGUUAGAUUUUUUUCUUUGGUUAAAAGAUAAAUUUAGAGUUGAAGAUUUAAAUUUCUUAUGAAAAAGUGCCAACAUACUUUGUUCAAUAUUUGUAUUCGCAUUACGCUUACUA
This is a messenger RNA of Arabidopsis thaliana (thale cress), 2425 nucleotides long. Its product is annotated as Major facilitator superfamily protein. Gene Ontology annotation, molecular function: dipeptide transmembrane transporter activity; transmembrane transporter activity; tripeptide transmembrane transporter activity. Gene Ontology annotation, cellular component: membrane. The transcript has 3 exons. Gene Ontology annotation, biological process: transmembrane transport; dipeptide transport; oligopeptide transport. The coding region runs from base 725 to 2215 and encodes 496 amino acids. The record is from RefSeq and is marked reviewed. Lineage: Eukaryota; Viridiplantae; Streptophyta; Magnoliopsida; Brassicales; Brassicaceae.